AUGAGCGGAUUUGGCGCGUUUGCUUGGGCGAGUGGGGAUAGAUUUGAGGGGGAGUGGGAGGGCGGGUAUGAGCACGGGCCGGGGACGUUUGUAUGGGCGGAUGGGAGUCGGUAUGAGGGGACGUGGAGCCAUGGGUUGAAGGAUGGGAAAGGGGUGUUUUACCCUGCGGGGUAUAGGUCCGAGGAUGGGAUGCUUGGAGGGGGUAGAUCGGGGGAAGAGGGGGCGGAAGGGGAGGCGGAGGUGGGGAGGUGGUCGAGUGGGGGGGAGAGGGAGUGUGUGACGUGGGAUAGUGAGGGGAGUGGGGAUGAGGGACAGAGGAGGGAAGCGGAGGGGGGAGGACGAGAGAGAGGAGAUAGAGAGAGAGGAGGGAGAGAAGGGGAGGGAGGGAGGGAAGGGCAGAGCGAAUGUGGGGCAUUGGAAGGUUCGGAGCAAGGGAAGGUGCCAAGAGCUGUUUCGCAUGACAGCUAUGUUAGCAGCAGCAAGAACCGAACCUCCAACACAGGUUCGGCACUGGUCGGUUCUGCAGGCUUGGUAGAAGCCGGAGGUCCGGUGGCUGGCCCGGGGGAAUCCGUGGCUCGUGGUUUGGCGGAGCAGGGGAUAGGCCAUGGCGGGGGUGGGAGUGGGAACGUUGAGGGCGGGAGUGGGAGGGCGGAGGGUGGUUGUGAAUCCGAGGUGGGGUGGAAAGGGGGGCAGCAGCACGGGGAGCAGCCGCAGGGGGAUGAGCAACAGGGGGCCCAAGAGGAGCAGCAAGAGCAAGAGCUCAUCUGCGUGCCCAGUGCUCUGCCUGUCGCUGUCUCAAGCCUUGCAGGCUCUGAUACCACACUCGCUGCAACACAGGCACCACGGCUCAUCUCCUAUGGCCUGAGUCCCAGUGAUGGUGAGGUGACUUUUGAGUCGUCUCAAAAGCCGCUGCGAGACCUGAGAAUGUUGCGCACUGGGAGCUAUGGUGAAUGGAAGAGUAAGGGGUUGAGUGGAGUGGGGAGAGUGAGGGGAAUGGAAGGAGGGAGAGGGAUUGCAGAAGAGGGGGCAGGUAGAAGGGGUGGGCUGCCUUUGGCGGGUACAGGGGGGAUUGGAACAGAAGAGGGGGGAAUGCAAGCAGCAGAAGGGGUGAGUAGAGCGGGAGAGAAGGGGAGCGCAGCAGCGGGUGCGGGGGUGACUGCAGCAGGGGGCGUGGGAGGGAGCGUGGGAGGGAGCGUGGGAGGGAGCAUGGGAGGGAGUGCAGGGGGUACAGCGAAGCAGCACAAGAUGGCGAGGCUGGUGACUAUGGGCCCUGUGCCGGGCCGCAGUGUGGCUUACCACGAGCCUGGGCGGGGAGGUUUGGCAUCUCAUGAGCCCGGGCGGGGAGGCGUGGCAUCUUCUGAGCCGGGGCGGAGAGUGGUGGGGUAUCUUGAGCCAGGGGGAGGGGUGGCGAGUAAAGAGGUGUCUCCAUCUGGCCCGCUGUGCAUCCGAGUUGCUUCUGACACUGCUGGCGUGCGAGGUGGCGAGGGGUCAGCAUCAGCAUCGCUCAUCACCUCUCCCAUGUUCAGCACGAGCCAGUCAGUGGGAGGGCCCACAGGGGCAGGACCAGGGGGCAGCAGGCAAAAAGCAAGCACGAGGAGGGGAACGGUGUUGGUGAGGGAGUAUGUACAAGGUGUGCUUGUGUCCGAGACGGCUAAGAGCGACAACACCGUGCUGCCCCGGAACAAGGGGCCAAGGCGGGAGGGCAAGAAGGCGGGCGAGUUGAUAUACAAGGGCCAUCUGUCGUACGACCUCAUGGUCACCCUGCAACUCGGCCUGCGCUACUCCAUAGGUCGCAUGGGGCUCGAUUCAGUGAGGGAGUUGAGAGAAAGUGACUUCUCGCAGCACGCGGGCCCAAGGGCCGUGCGCUUCCCCCCAGAGGGCUCUCAGAUCACUCCCCCGCACCAAGUGGCGCCUUUCAAGUGGCGCGACUUUUGUCCCGCUGUAUUCAGAGAACUGCGAGCGCUGUUCGGAGUGGACCCUUCAGACUACAUGCUAUCGCUGUGCGGCGACACGGCAUUGAGGGAGCUCUCAUCCCCGGGCAAGUCGGGCAGCGUCUUCUAUCUCUCCCACGACGAUCGUUUUAUUAUCAAAACCAUGCGCCGAGCCGAAGUACAUGUGCUCCUGCGAAUGCUCCCAGCAUACCACGAGCACGUGAAGCAGUACGAGCACACCCUCCUCACCAAGUUCUUCGGCCUCCACAGCUGCAAGAUCUACAAGCCCUCCACCGGCAGCACCAUGAUCCGAUUUGUGGUGAUGGGAAACCUCUUCAAUUCCGACGUGCGUCUGCACCGUCGCUUCGACCUCAAGGGCUCCUCACAGGGGCGCAGCAUGGACAAGGUGGCGAUUGAUGAGACCAUGACACUCAAAGACUUGGACCUGGACCUGGCGUUCCGGUUGCACGGGGGAUGGAGAGACCUCUUACUAAGGCAAAUGGCAGCGGAUUGCCACUUCCUGCAGUCCCAACGCAUCAUGGAUUACAGUCUCCUAUUAGGAGUGCAUUUUCGAGCCACAGACCCGCCCCCCCCUAUAGUCACCAUCGCUGAAGGCAAGGUCACAGCCGCAGCAGCAGCAGCAGCAUCACAAGCUACAACAGCAGCAGCACCACCACCGCCAUCACCAGCAGCGACAGGCAGCCAAUCUGCAUGGAUCGGCCGAUUUUCCCCCUCGUCUCAAACCUGGCGCCGCCUCUUCCGGCCGUGGCAGCAGCAGCACCCUCAUCAUCAGCAGCAGCACGUGCGACACACGCAAUACACACAGAGCUCGAGCAGCCAGGCCACCCAGUCAGUGCGGGCCAGGAGGGCAGUCACGAGUGAUGGAGCACCCAUUAUCCGCCACUCCUCUGACAAUGUCGCUCAUCUGCUCUCCUCCUUGCGCCCUGGCACCCAAGCCAGCCCUUUCUUGCGUCCAGGCACCCAAGCCAGCCCUUUCUUGCAGCCCCAAGCCUCUGGGGCGCCGCAAACGCCCCAGCCCCAUCCCCUUGCUGCUGCUCAGACCAACCAGCUGGAUACCACUGGUGCUGGUGGGGGAGUCGGAAGGGGAAGGGGAGGGGAAGGGGAAGCGGGGGGUGGUAUUGAAGGGGGAGGGGCAGGGGGAGGCGGGUCCAGCAUCCCCCAUAGUGGAGAGAUGACCUGCUAUUCAGUCUUUGCCAGAUUAAGCCACACACACCCAGACCCACCACCUCUCACCAUCCCCCCUUCCGCCACGGCACCUGAAGCAACCUUCUCAGGUUUUUCCCCAGGCACUCCCGCCUCCAACCCCCUCCCAGCACCGCCUGCCGCUCCUGGAAACGCCGGCGCCGCCGGAUCUGCCUCUGUCAGUGCCGCUGCCAGUGCUAAUGCCUCUGCCACUGCCACUUCCACCAAGCCUCCCUCCCCCAGAUUCGGCCUGUCUGCACUAGUGGGGGCGUUACGCUCCCCCACACCCAAAAGGCAGAGCCAUGUGAAGCGAGGGGGGGGGCUGUCUGUGCCUGCUAGCCCGUGGUUGCAACCAGUGCUGGGGAAGGUACAGGUGCAACCACAGCAGGAUGAGGGCGGGCACGGCGAGCAGGCGCAGGGGCCGGGGGAACAGGGGCAGCAGCAGCAGGAGCUGCAGCAGCACCCCAGGCAAGCAGCUGAGGCGCUAUCAAUGGCAGCACAGCAGCCGGUUCACGCACUCUCACAUGCGCAGAGGCAGGGGAGGGGGAUGGUGGGGAUGCUGGGGCAGUAUGGGCAGCAGCAGCAGGGGAGGGGGGCAGAGGCAGUGCUAGGGCAGGGCAUGGCAGCGACGGCAGUGCGGUUGGACAGGAGGAGCAGGCGGCCAAUCAGGGAUCCCACGAGAGCAGAGGCGUAUGAGGUGGUGCUGUACUUUGGCAUCAUUGAUAUCCUGCAGGAGUACGACUACACGAAGAAGGUGGAGCAUUUCUACAAGUCCAUUCAGUACGACAGCCACUCCAUUUCUGCCGUUGACCCCAUGCUCUAUGCCUCACGCUUUCAAGACUUCAUCAAGCUCACCUUCCCCACUGCUUGA
Molecule: messenger RNA, 4005 nt
Organism: Closterium sp. Naga37s-1
Lineage: Eukaryota; Viridiplantae; Streptophyta; Zygnematophyceae; Desmidiales; Closteriaceae
Source: the annotation of a GenBank genome assembly